AUGGAGGGCAACUCGUCUCAAUAUGCUAUCGAACCUAUGGGCCACAAGACCUUGUCCAGCUCAAAGCAGUCGACAGAAUUGCUUCCCAAUCCUACCACCAUCAAUAUCGUGGAUAGCGAUACAGCGGCUAUAGAGAGUUUACACACGCCGAAAGGUCUGGACCGGGAGGCGUUCAGCCCGUUGACUGCUUUCGGUCUUGCGUUCUCCGUUAUCAACAGUUGGGUCGUCCUUGUGGUCGGCUUGGGCUCUGGACUAGUCUCAGGAGGUCCAAGUGCAUUGGUUUGGGGUUUCGUCUACGCAUCUAUUUGUAAUAUGGCGACAGUCUUGUCACAUGGAGAGAUCUUCGCAGUAUACCCCUCCGCCGCCGGGCAAUAUCACUGGGCUGCCAUCCUAUCCCCGCCCAGGUGGAGGAACUCGAUCAGUUGGGUCACUGGAAUGCUAAAUGUGAUUGGUCUUUGGCUCGGUGCAGCUACCGCAGGGUAUCUGGCUACUACUCUGCUUAUCGCAGCCAUUACCGUGAACAGCCCAGACUCUGCGUUCACCCCUGGUCAGCAGUAUGGGUUCUUCACGGCCAUCGUGCUUUUCGGCCCAUCCGUGACCCUGUGUCUAGGGACAAGGGGGAACCGACUGCUCGAUCAAGGUCUGAUGGUGGCAUCGACGCUGUGUGUUAUCGCUAUUGUGAUCUCUUUGCCAGUGAAGGCAAGCUCAAAAGCACCAGCAUCUUUCGUAUUUGGCGGUCUCGAAAAUCUGACCGGGUGGAACUCGAUGGUAAUUGCUUGGCUUCUAGGCUUGUUACAAUCGGCUUUCGCGUAUCUCGGAUUCGACGUGAUUUAUCACAUCUCGGAAGAAAUGCCCAAUCCAAGAAGAGAUGGUCCAAGAGCUGUGACGUGGACAAUCGUCGUGAGCGCGUUGUCGGGAAUGGCAGUGCUAUUAGCAAUGUUGUUCUGCAUCACCGAUGUAGAUCAUGUCAUGUCGACGCCCUACGUUCUUCCCUUCGCGCAGAUAUGUUUGGAUACCACGAAAUCAAAAGCAGCUGCCACAAUUUUUCUGCUCAUACCAUCAAUCCUUUUCAUGAACUCGGUCAGAGGUAUCACCUUGACUGGAUCUCGUGUAUUGAUGGCUUUAGGUCGAGACAAGGUAUUACCCUACACUGAUCUGUGGUCCAUCACCUUCCGAGGCGAGCCUAUCUACGGUCUUGGUCUGUGUGUCUUCGUGCCAUUGAUUUGCGGACUCAUCCAGCUUGGGUCCACAUCUACGUUCAACUCUCUCACUGGAGCCGCGACCAUUGUCUUCGAAAUAUCUUAUGCCAUACCGGCAGCCUUGAUGCUACUGGGUGGUCGCCGCAAACUUAACUUAGCGGCUCCAGGUCGGACCUCCAACCUUGGAAAGUGGGGCGUCCCUUGUAACCUGAUCGCAGUCUUCUUUGUGCUGCAAUCUUGUGUGAUCUAUUGUUUUCCAGCAACCAUGCCAGUGACAGCAGCUAGUAUGAGCUAUGUGGUGGUUUUCGUGGGAAGCUUUGCUGUGAUCCUGGCCGUAUUAUGGUCAACUUGGGCGAAUAAACGGUAUCAGGCGCCUACCGAAUCCAUGAUCGUCUCUUUGACCGAUGGUACGGAUAGCCCUCUUAAUGGCGUGGUCGUGAAUGAUCAGACCUAG
Kwoniella botswanensis is the source of this 1653-nucleotide messenger RNA. RefSeq lists its product as uncharacterized. Gene Ontology annotation, cellular component: membrane. The record is from RefSeq and is a predicted model, not a curated record. Gene Ontology annotation, molecular function: transmembrane transporter activity. The transcript has 10 exons. NCBI's taxonomy places the organism in Eukaryota, Fungi, Basidiomycota, Tremellomycetes, Tremellales, Cryptococcaceae. The coding region runs from base 1 to 1653 and encodes 550 amino acids. Gene Ontology annotation, biological process: transmembrane transport.